Molecule: messenger RNA, 4180 nt
Organism: Epinephelus lanceolatus (giant grouper)
Lineage: Eukaryota; Metazoa; Chordata; Actinopteri; Perciformes; Serranidae
Biological process (GO): regulation of autophagy
Source: RefSeq, a predicted model, not a curated record
ACCAGUCGGUCCUCUUCACUGAGCUGUGAGGGCUUAAGACUUCUCAGCAUAUUUGUGGAAACAUCAUGAUCAUCUAGAACUGAGAAAAAUCUCCUAUUUUCCCCACAUUAAAGAAGAAGAAAACCUAAAGAAAAAGAGUCGCGAUGAACAGAGACGGAGACAAGAGCGCAAAGUCUGCGCUCCGGAGCCAGAAACAGCAGGUUUCUGCCCAGAAGAAGAAGAAGGACCCGGCUCCUAAAGAUGCUCAAUGUGGCUCUCUGUCAGGUCCCUGUGACUCUGGGAAGGAGGUGAAACCGGCGGGACAGCAGGGGAAACGAUCGGGCAAAGUGUCACUGAGUGUCACGGUGGAGUGCCCCGGUGCGCAGAGGAAGUUAUCCGAUGCCAGCAACGCUUCAGAGGACCUGAGCAAAGACUCCGGCUGCCCGUCUGGGAAACUCUCCUCCUCAGACAGCAGCUCAGAAAUCUCCGACUGCCCCUCGGAGGGCAACAGUAAGCAGGACUCUCCGAGCAGCGACAGUGAUUUAAGCUGGAUAGAGCCAGGAGCUUAUUUGAGCUCGGACAGUGAGGGCAAAGGCGACGGCAAACCGUGCGUAAAGGUGCCGAGGGAUACCUGCGCUCUGCAGCCUGAUGCUGCUGGAGCCGGGCUCAGUUUGUUUAACUCCUCAGAGGCGUUUAUGGAUCUCAUGAUGGGGGAGACAACCGAUGAUCUGGUCAGGGAGGUGGAGGAUCUGAGAUCAGAGAACGAGUAUCUGAAAGAUGAGGUGGAGGAGCUACGCUGUGAGAUGCUGGAGAUGCGUGACAUGUUCCAGGAGGAGGAGGUGUAUCAGCUGCAGGAGCUGCGGCUGCAGCUGGAGCAGGCCAACAAGACCUGUCGCAUCCUGCAGUACCGCCUCCGCAAGGCCGAGCGCCGCAGCAUCCGGGUGGCUCAGACGGGACAGGUGGACGGGGAGUUGGUUCGGAGCUUAGAGCAUGAUAUAAAGGUUGCAAAGAGUGUGUCCCUCCGGCUGUACAAUGAGCUGGAGGUGGUGCAGAAGAAGAAGUCCCAGUUGGAGUGGGAAAACGAGGCGCUGCGUGAGAAGACUCAGGAACUGGAGGUGGCCAAGCAGGUGUUACAGACUGAGGUGGAGAAAGUCAAAGAGAGCACUCUGAAGAGGAAAAGCACCCGAUCAUCUGCCAGCAGAGCAGAGAAGAGGCUCUCUCAGCAGAUUGAGGAUGACAGUGCAGAUCUCAGAUGCCAACUCCACUUUGCCAAAGAAGAAUUAGCUCUCAUGUGCAAGAAGCUCACCAAGUUGGUAUCAGAGAGCGAGGGCAUGCGUGAGGAGCUGGCCAAAUACCACUCAGCCUACGGGGACAUAGACGCCACCCAUUCGCCUGAGGGCAAACAAAACUCCGCCCACGCCAGGGAGGCAGAGGUCAAAGUUCACCUGAAGCUGGUGGAAGAGGAGGCCACGCUCCUGAGUCGCCGCAUCGUCGAACUGGAGGUGGAGAACCGUGGACUGCGAGCUGAGAUGAGUGACCUGAGAGAGAAAAUAGGAAGAGGAGGAGGAGGGGAAGAGGAAGAAGAAGAGAAUAGGGAGGUGUUGGAGGAGAAUCCAUCAGUUUCCACAGUGGAGAAGGACAGAGAGGGAAGUUUGAAUACAGGAUGCACAACGUACGAGCAGGGUCAGGAUGAGGAAGCAGAGAAAGGUAAAAAUGAUGUUGAGACUUCAUCACAGACUGACGUGGCGAUUACUGCCUGUCAGAUUACUCGAGAGGGUCCUGUGGGUGGUGAGUGGGACCCUUCGGACAGUCAUGAGAGUGAUAACAACAAGAAACCUGACAAAGGUCUCAAAGGAAUGACAGUGAAAGACUAUGAAACUCUUCUAGCUCUCAGAGAUCAUUCCUGCAUGUUGAGUUCAGCCAUCCAGCUCCUGAUGAGGCCACCAAAAAACGGCCAUCGCUCAUCUACCUCAUGUGGUUUCACCUCUCCAACAGAGGUGGACUCGAAUGGCAAGGCACAGAAGGUAUUCCCACCAGGGCCUUUGAAUGAGGCUCUGGAGCUUCUGCAGGCCAUGCUGUUGGCUUUCAUUGGGAGGGUGGAGACGCUUCUAACAGGAGAAGAUUCAGACAAACUGUCCGUUCAAAAGGAUGGACGUGUUUGGUAUUCCUGCACUUUCUCUGGAGACUGUAAAGAUCUGAAUCUCAAAGAGUCACCACGUAAGCAGGAGUGUGGUGAAGACCCAUGCAUGACAGACAUUAAGGAGACAGAGAAACAAAUGAGGCAAGCAAGCAGGGACCCCAAAAUGCGACUGUCAUUGCAGAUUCUGUGGAUCCUCCAUCAGUGGUGUCAGGUUAAAGGACCCAAGCUGGAAGGAAAGGAGGGUAAAGACAAAACCAUGUCUGUGCUGCGGGCGUUGUUGCAAGACCUCGGUGCAGAGCUUCGGGAUGAGUGGAUUGAAUUUGACAGUGAGGCCAAGGCCACGCGGGGCAAAGCAGCUGAGUGUGCCGCCAGUCGCCUCCUUCAUGAUGAAGCUGACAGGAUGUGCAGCUCAAAAGUAAAAAGACUUCGGCAGCAGCUUUCUCCACACGGCUGUAGGAGGAAGAACUGGUGCUAUCUAAACCAGGAGGCUGCCCAGCUGGACCGAGAGGACCCCGUUAAGACGUGGGACCAUCUAAUCAUGCCGCUUAGCUUCCCUGAUCUGGACUUUGAGCAGAUGUCCAUGGAGAGAAGCCACACCGCGCCGGAGAAGUCUGCCUACCGCAUCUACUACAGUCCCCCAUCAGCUCGCAGAGUCCAGCUGGCUCAGCUGAAGCAAAGCCCCGUCGCAGACAGAGAGUCUGUCACCUCUGGCUCUCCAUGGUGCACACCACCGACCUCCUUCUCACCGCUCUGCCUGGGCUCAGCUGCCAACCUCAGCGACGACAUGAAGGAGAUGACGGCCAGCUGGAGGCAGACGGUUCACAUCAGUUCACAGGAGAGGAGAGGGAGAGUACAGCAGCGGUGGGUGGACGUGGCCUGUUCAGGUACUCAGACCCUCAUGAAGCCACUUAUGGUGAGUGUUGGUCAGCAGACAGACGGGUCAGUCCCUGUGAGAGGCAGCCCCUCCAGAGUCCUGAGCUCCUCCCUGCUCUCCGCCCGCUCCCACCACAUCUCCGCCUCACUGGACGGGGUACCAGGCAGAAUCGAGAGGACCAGACCCACCACCUCCUCACCUAAACUGUACCGGAGACACUCUGCAUCCGGUACAUCCUCUCCCCCCUCAUCCACCAACUUGACCUCCUCUUCUUCCUCCUCCUCAUCGUCAUCCACCUCUAGAGAUCGAGCGCUGUGGAACCUGAACCACCAAAGCCACACCGGCCUCCAAUGGACCCGACAAACCAGUCAAAGAGUCGGAGCAGGACAGAAUAACAGCUCCCUGAGCAGCGCCAAGCCUCCCAGCAAACCUGUGGGCACCAACCGUUACGGCAUGGUCACAGAGUUCCUGCGCAGGGUGAGUGGCCGGGCAGAGAAACCUGUACCGGGGUCAGGCCAGAAAACAAAGAGCGGUCUAAAGAACCUGGAACGCGUUCCAACGAGGCCGCCUGCUGCUCCGCUGCAGAGGAACGACAGCGUGACGAGGAUCGUAAACCAGAGGUUCAUGAAGCAGAGAGAGGAGGCCGGUCGGGCACAGAGAGAGGAGAAGGGGAGCAGUCUGAACCACGGUGUCCGACACAGCCCGAGUACCCUCACAACAGAGGAUGGAAACUACGACUGCAGCUCCAGCAGCACUUUGACCUUCUGCUUCUCUCGCCCGUCUCGCUCCACCCAGAGACAAACAUCAACCCAGAGCAAACUCCACCGACACAGAUACUCGCCUCCAGUGAGCGUGGCCGCAGACCCCAACUGUGAGUGACCGGGCGGAGAAACACACUGAUACUUGUGGACAGCUGACAGUGGUCUGAGCAACGGGGAAGGGAAUUUAAGACGUAAUCUUCAGAUGUCAGCUCUGCUUUACUUGCAGGGUGGAUGAACUGGGAGGACUGGUAGACUGCACGUGGGAUGUUUAGGCUUUAUAGCUCAGUCCUUAUGACUUCUGUUGGUGCAGUCAUCUCUUCUUACAGAUGGGUUCAUCUCCAUAUUAUUACAAGACAAUCUUGCAAAUCUUAAGUCAUAUUUACAACUUUAAACUUUAUGUAAAAUGGAUUUUGCACUUAUAUUGUA